GUUUGCAGGAAAAAAAAAAAAACAACCAUAAACAAGACAAGAAAUGUUUACCAUUUUGCUUGGGGGUAAAAAUUCACACUUGCUUUCCAGAGCCUUGUCUUUCCCAGGGACCCUGAGCUCUAACCCUGGCCACUGUUUCUGGGCUUUGAUGGUCUGGGAAGGGCUGUUGAGGCCUGUGGAGGUGUCACUUCACACCUCAGGGUCCUGGAUAAAACCAGGGCAUUCUGAGCAGGAUCACUGCAUUCACCAGACUGACACACAAGAGACAACAUGGAUAUCUCUGCACCACAGCUCAGCUACAGCACUCAGUGUCACUGGAACUACCCCAGUUCUGAUUCUGAGUUCUACAGCAUUUCUUCACCAGGGACUAUCUCCCCGUCUUCAUCCACUGACUUUCCCUUUUCUCCACCGUGCCACCAGCGAUACACAGCCACUCUCAGGCCUGACACCGGCUAUUCCAACGCAGUCCAGGCUUCUAGAUCUCCCUCCUCUUCCAAGGAUAGGCUGCUCUCAGUUCAGAAGCUGAGGAAGACCAGGUCGAAGAAUCCCAGCAAGCAGAGACAGAGCGCCAGUGAGAAAGAGAAGCUGAGGAUGAGGGACCUGGCCAAAGCUCUUCACCACCUGAGGACCUACCUGCCCCCUUCCGUGGCUCCGGCGGGACAGACCCUGACCAAAAUCGAGACCCUUCGCCUGACCAUCCGCUACAUCUCCCACCUGUCCGAGCAGCUGGAGCAGAGCGAGGAGGCCCCAUCCCAGAGAAGAGGGGCUGACGUCUCAAGGUGCCCCGCUUUACCAGAGGAGCUGUUGUGCUACCAGUCCAGCGCUGUGCCACAGGGUGCAUUGCAAGAAGAGGGAACAGGGUACUGCCAGUACAGCUCCAUGCCAGCGUGCACACAGCAGGUCGAGGGAAUGGGAUUCUGCCAGUACAGCUCCAUGCCAGCGUGCUCACAGCAAGAUGAGGUCCUGGACUCCAGCACAGAGUCACUGCUACAGUCCCCACAGUUUCCAGAUGCAACACAGUCAUGCCAGGUAUGCAGAAGAUGGUUAUCUUACAUUUAG
This is a messenger RNA of Polyodon spathula (Mississippi paddlefish), 1059 nucleotides long. RefSeq names its product mesogenin-1-like. NCBI's taxonomy places the organism in Eukaryota, Metazoa, Chordata, Actinopteri, Acipenseriformes, Polyodontidae. Gene Ontology annotation, molecular function: DNA-binding transcription factor activity, RNA polymerase II-specific; RNA polymerase II cis-regulatory region sequence-specific DNA binding; protein dimerization activity. The transcript has a single exon. The coding region runs from base 271 to 1059 and encodes 262 amino acids. The record is from RefSeq and is a predicted model, not a curated record. Gene Ontology annotation, biological process: mesoderm formation; heart morphogenesis; regulation of transcription by RNA polymerase II. Gene Ontology annotation, cellular component: nucleus.